Molecule: messenger RNA, 3211 nt
Organism: Lethenteron reissneri (Far Eastern brook lamprey)
Lineage: Eukaryota; Metazoa; Chordata; Hyperoartia; Petromyzontiformes; Petromyzontidae
Gene: DHTKD1
Product: dehydrogenase E1 and transketolase domain containing 1
Molecular function (GO): oxidoreductase activity, acting on the aldehyde or oxo group of donors, disulfide as acceptor; thiamine pyrophosphate binding
Source: RefSeq, a predicted model, not a curated record
UGGCCUCCCCCCCCAAGGCGACUCGCGGUCCAGGCUGACAGCCCUGGAGAGACGGCGGCGUUGGGGACCUCCUGAGACGCGACGAGAUCACGACGGCGACGACGACGACGACACCGCCAGAGAUCAAUCACGACGGCGGCGGCGACGGCGGCGGCGAUGAUGAUGAUGAUGGCGAACUGCUGCAGGACAUCAACGUGGCGGUGGUGCGCCGCUGCCCUCCGGGCAGGGUCCGCUCCCGCGUGCCGCCUGCCCCUGGCGGGCAGCCGGCGCGGCUACCGCUACCAGCGGGGGGCCUACGGGCACCGGCCACGUGCAGGGGGUGCCCAGCCCGCCGGGGGCACAGCGGAGGCUCAAGGCCCCACACUGGGCGCGGGGAUGCCGUGCCAGGACCAGGCGCUGGCGCGGCUGGUGAGCGCGUUCCGUGAGCACGGCCACCUCGCCGCUCGACUGGACCCCCUGGUGGGCGGGGAGCACGGCCCCCCACUACGCGUGCCCCCACAACUCCUCGCCUCCGCCUACGGACUCCAGCCCGGGGUCUACCGCGUGGACGGCCUGCUGGCGAUGGACAAGGCAGAGGCCACGCUGGACGAGGUGCUGCGGUUCCUGCAGGACUCCUACUGCGGCGCCAUCGCUGUGGAGACGGCGCAACUGGCCUCGGCCGAGGAGCGGGAGUGGCUGGCGGAGCGCGUGGAGAGGCUCCGCGGAGAGACGUUCCCAGCGGAGGAGCGGAGACUGCUCGCCACGCUGAUGCUUGAGUCACAGGCGUUCGAUAACUUCGUGGCCACGAAGUUCGCGACGGUGAAGCGCUACGGCGGAGAGGGAGCCGAGGCCAUGCUGCCGUUCUUCCACGAGACGUUCCGCCACGCGGCCCUCUCGGGCCUCUCCGACCUCGUGGUGGCCAUGCCGCACCGCGGCCGCCUCAACCUCCUCGCCGGCCUCCUGCAGCUACCGCCUGAGAUCAUGUUCCGCAAGAUGCGCGGCCUCAGCGAGUUCCCCGAGGGCACGCGCGGCGCCGUGGGGGACGUGCUGUCGCACCUGACGGCCACGCUCGACGUGGAGGCGGCGCCGGGCCGCUCGGUGCGGGUGGCGCUGCUGCCCAACCCCUCGCACCUGGAGGCGGUGAACCCCGUGGCCGUGGGGAAGGCCCGCGGGCGGCAGCGAACGCGCCGCGAGGGCCACUACUCCGGCGAGCCCGGGGCCCGUCCGGGCGACCGCGUGGCCUGCCUGCAGGUCCACGGCGACGCGGCGUUUGCGGGCCAGGGCAUCGUGGCCGAGACGUUCACACUCGCCUACCUCCCCCACUACGACGUCGGUGGUAGCAUCCACCUCAUCGUGAACAACCAGCUGGGCUUCACCACUCCGUGUGAGCGGGGGAGGUCCUCACUCUACAGCAGCGACAUGGGCAAGGUGGUGGGCUGCGCGGUGGUGCACGUGAACGGCGACGAUGUUGAGGAGGUGGUGCGCGCGGCGCGCCUCGCCAUGGACUACCGCCACCGCUUCCGGCGCGACGUCAUCGUCGACCUGCUGUGCUACCGCCAGUGGGGUCACAACGAGCUGGACGACCCCACCGUCACCAAUCCCGCCAUGUACGGCCUCAUCCGGUCUCGCAAGAGCGUCCCGGAUAGCUACGCAGAGCGGCUGGUGAGCGAGGGCGUCCUCACGGAGGCCGACGUGGAGCUCGUGAAGAGCUCGCGUUCCGCCGAGCUGGCGCGCCGACUCGGCGCGGCCGAGGACGGCGCCGCGGCGGCGGCCGCGCCCUCCGCGGCGGCGCGGGGAGGGGUCGCCGCCCACUACUGGCCCGGCGACGGCGCCGGCGAGCCGCGGGGCCGCUGGGCCGGCCUGCGCCGUCCGGAGGCCCGCGUGAGCCGCUGGGACACGGGCGCGCCCACCGAGCUGCUGCGCUUCGUCGGCGCCAAGUCGGUGGAGGUGGCGCCCGACGUGGCGAUGCACGGACACCUGUUCAAGACGCACGCGCAGGCUCGCCUGCUCAAGCUGCAGGAGGGAUCGAAGCUCGACUGGGCGACCGCUGAGGCCCUGGCGUUUGGCUCCCUGCUCACCCAGGGGUUCGACGUGCGGCUGAGCGGCCAGGACGUGGGACGGGGAACCUUCAGCCAGCGGCACGUCAUGAUCGUGUGCCAGAGCAGCAGCGAGGCCUACAUCCCGCUCAACCACAUGGCGCCCCAGCAGGAGGCCUUCCUGGAGGUGUGCAACAGCCCGCUGUCAGAGGAGGCGGUGCUGGGCUUCGAGUACGGCGUGAGCAUCGAGAGCCCCCGGCUGCUGCCCGUGUGGGAGGCGCAGUUCGGAGACUUCUUCAACGGGGCCCAGAUCAUCAUCGACACCUUCAUCAUGUCCGGCGAGGCCAAGUGGCUGCUGCAGAGCGCCCUGGUCCUGCUGCUGCCCCACGGCUACGACGGCGCCGGCCCCGAGCACUCGUCCUGCCGCAUCGAGAGGUUCCUGCAGAUGUGUGACAGCAGCGAGGAGGGAGUGGACGGCGACAUGGUGAACGCGUCCGUGGUGAACCCCACCACCCCGGCGCAGUACUUCCACCUCCUGCGGCGCCAGGUGCUGCGCGAUUUCCGCAAACCGCUCAUCGUCGCCUCGCCCAAGAUGCUGCUGCGCCACCCGGCGGCCGUGUCCAGCCUGAGUGAGAUGGGGCCCGGCACGUCCUUCGAGCCGGUGAUCGGGGAUCCGAGUGCGAACCCCAAAGAGGUGUCGCGGGUGGUGCUGUGCAGCGGGAAGCACUACUACGCCCUGCACAAGCAGCGGGAGGCGCUGGGCGCUGCCGGGCGCGGCACCGCCCUGCUGCGCCUCGAGGAGAUCUGCCCCUUCCCCACGCACGCCCUGCGCCAGCAGCUGCAGCGCUUCCCCAACGCCACAGAGUUCGUGUGGGCCCAGGAGGAGCCACAGAACAUGGGCUGCUGGACCUUCGUCAGCCCGCGUUUCCGCAAGCAGCUCGCUGUGGAGCUGAAGCUGGUGAGCCGCCCAGCUCUUCCGGCCCCCGCGGUGGGGAUCGGAACCAUGCACCAAGAACAGCACCAGCACGUCAUCACGGCUCCCUUCUCCUCCUCCCCCUGAGGGCCCAGCUCUCACUCCCGCGGGGCUUGGUGGGGGAGGCUCCCGGCCGCCACGAGGCCCGGCACGAGGCCCGGCACGAGGCCCGGCACGAGGCCCGGCACGAGAGCCUCAGGCCACGCGGCGAUCCGUGGCCUCU